Drosophila novamexicana is the source of this 1189-nucleotide messenger RNA. It is a transcript of the gene Fkbp39, whose product is annotated as 39 kDa FK506-binding nuclear protein. NCBI's taxonomy places the organism in Eukaryota, Metazoa, Arthropoda, Insecta, Diptera, Drosophilidae. The record is from RefSeq and is a predicted model, not a curated record. Gene Ontology annotation, cellular component: nucleolus; chromatin. The transcript has 3 exons. Bases 82 to 1167 code for a protein of 361 amino acids. Gene Ontology annotation, molecular function: macrolide binding; peptidyl-prolyl cis-trans isomerase activity.
UCAGUCGUUUGUUCCAGAGCAUUUGCUGUCGUGCACGUUUUUUCCAUUCAUUUCUGUGCUAAAUAAAUUAAAAGCUGCAAUAUGUCGAUGUUUUGGGGAUUAAGUAUGAAGCCUAACCGCAAAUACACGCAAACCAUUGUGAAGUCCUUCCAUAUUUCGGGUGUUGCGCUCGAUGAGGGCGAGUCCGCCAAACUUUACAUUACGGCCGACAAGACUAAGUUCAUUGUGGCGACUUUGUCCAAAAGCGUGCCACAAAUGGCGCUUGAUUUGAACUUCUGCAAGGGCGACAAGAUCAUGUUCCAAACAACUGGAGAUGCUCUGGUUUCCUUGAUUGGCUACCUUCACGAUGCUGAGGAAUCGGACGAUGAGUUCGAGGACGCAGAAUAUGAGAAUGUUGUCAAUGCUUUGAAGCAAGAAAAGGGCAUUGGCGGCAACGACAGUGAUUCGGACAAUGAUGGCAGCGAAGAGGCUGAGGAAGAGGACGAUGAUGAGGACGAGGAUGUGGAUGACAGUAAAUUAGCUGCUGAAUACUCUUCAUUCCUAGAGGAUGAAUCUGGUGAAGAGGAGGACGACGAAGAUGAGGAGGAGGAUGACUCUGAGGAUGAGGAGGAGGAAGAAGAUGCACCCAAGGCCAAAAAAGCCAAAGUCAAUGAAGCCGCAAAGAAAUCACCCAAGGAACAGAAUGGUGUGGCCAAAAAGGAGGGUAAGCAGCAGCAGCAACAGCAGCAGCAGCAGCAGAAGUCGAAGAAGGACAAGAAAGCAGCUACCGCCGCUCCUGAGGCUAAGAAAGAGCAGCCCAAGGCAAAGGAUGCCAAGCAAGCUGCCGGUGAACGCACAAUAGUUGGUGGCGUUAAAGUACAGGAUUUGCAGAACGGCAACGGACCCGAGGCCAAGCAGGGCAAGCGCGUUUCCGUCUACUAUAUUGGACGCCUCAAGUCCAACAACAAGACCUUUGACAGCAUGCAGAAGGGCAACGGCUUCAAGUUCGCCUUGGGCGCCGGCGAGGUCAUCAAGGGCUGGGAUGUCGGUGUCGUUGGCAUGAAGGUGGGCGGCAAGCGUCGCAUCACUUGCCCCGCCCACAUGGCCUAUGGCACGCGCGGCCAUCCGCCGACCAUUCCGCCAAACUCCACGCUGGUUUUCGAUGUUGAGUUGAAGGCCGUGCACUAAACGCGACUUCAACAAUUAGGCA